CGCAGUGCGCACGGCAGCCAGGCAGCAAGUUGGCAGGAAGAGAGAUGUCAACACUAAAAGGAGAACCGUAAAAUGACUCUAUGUUGGCCCGGAGAGAGCUGCAGUUUUUUGUAAUCACACCAAUCGUGCUCCAGAGGAAUGUUUAUCCUGGGCGUCGCGAUUGUCGUGGUAUGGAUCAUAUCGCUUAGAGCUGUCCGUCUUGCUGCACACAUUGUAGGUUCGUUCAAGGACUCUGGCGAUAGCCGCAGGGAUAGCACGCUCACCCCAGCUCUCCGUUAGCAUUCCUGCAGCACUGGGAGGUCACAUCGCAUGGUAGGUUUGCAGUACUGACUGUGUGACCGCAACCAUGGAGAAACGGCCCUUUCUCGCAGCGGACAACUAAAGUCAAACACAGACGGAGGUGAGGCGGGGUGGAACAUGCUCAAUACAGAGCGCGGUGUGGUGGAGGAAUGGCUCUCUGAGUUCAAGACAUUACCUGAUGCCCAGCUCCCACGGUACGCUGGCAGUCUCCACCUGAAGAGGUCCCUGGUCCCAGCCCUCUACAGGGUUAUCCAGGCACACCCCAACAGUGAGCUGUUGGCUCCGGUGUGCCACCAGUUGUUUGAGCUGUACCGCACCGCCGAGGACCGCCUGCGGCGCUUCACCCUGCAGUUCCUGCCGGAGCUCAUCAACGUGUACCUCUGCCAUGCCACCAGCAGGGAGCGCUACAACACGGGCUGCAUCGAGGCACUGCUCCUGGGCAUCUACAAUUUGGAGAUUGUGGAUAAAGAGGGUAACAGUAAGAUCCUCUCUUUCACCAUCCCCUCCCUUUCAAAGCCUUCCAUCUACCACGAGCCAUCCAGCCUGGGCUCCAUGGCCCUGACGGAGGGAGCCUUGUGCCAGCACGACCUGCUCCAGGUGGUCUACAGCGGCCUCCACCCCCAGAGAGAGACCUUCACCUCUCAGAACAGGUUCGAGGUGCUGUGCUUCCUCAUGCUCUGCUACAACUCGGCCGUGGUCUUCAUGCCAGCGUCCUCCCACCAGUCAGCUUGCAGGAUGAGCUCGAGGCUGUGUGUGUGCGGCUAUCCCCGGCAGCAGCUGAAGGCCUGGAGAGAGCCCUGUCACCGCGUGCGGCUGGACCCAGAGUUCAUGGUGCAGAUGCUGACUGCCGUCUACCACGCCAUCUAUAAUGGUGAAUGGGACCUGGGAUAUGAGGCCCUGGAGGACAUUUUGUACCGAGCGCAGCUGGACCUAUAUGCCAGGCCUCUACUGCUGGCCAACUCGAUGAAGCGGUCCUUGCCGCCUCAGCCUCCAGACGGGGCCCGGAAGCUUCUGCCGGUGGAGGUGACGCCGACGGGGAGGCGUAUCUCUCAGACGGCGGUGACGGCGGCCUCUAUCCGCCGACUCCGAUGGAAGAGAGAGGGUACGGAUGCUGAUGGUGUGAGCGGUGGAGAGGACUCCUUUGACCCAGACGAGGGUUUCUCCUCAGGAGCGUCGAGCAGCAGCCAGCCCAGCGUGAAGAAGGACGCGGCGGGCGCCACUCCCCGUCCACCACGGGAGCGCGAGGGCCCAGCUGGGAGGCUGCGCGACCUAGCGUCCGACACCAGGGCGGCGCUACGACGCUUCCACCAGCGCCACCAAUCCCCUCCGCCUCCUUCUCCGACCAAGGCCCCGGCGACCUCCUCCCCGCACGCCCACUCGCCCCGCACCCCAGAGGUCAGCCCAACGCAGCGUUACCUGGACCCCCGCUACGUGAUGCAGUUUGGGGCGCCGCUCAUCCGGACUGCCAGCACCUCGUCCAGCAAGUCGCUGGACUGCGGCGGCUUCAACGGCUCCACAGGCCCCAGCGCGUCGCUGGGGAGCCUGAGCGCGGCCGACCGCCCCCACUGCCUGUCGGCCAUCAGCCUGCAGGAGGACCGGCUGAGCCGCGGGGCCAGGAGUCAGGACCGGCUCUCACCAGGAAGCCCCUUCUCCUCGGCGAGUCCCCUCUCCAAAGAGUCCCGCUCACGCUCCUCCAGCUUCAACAUGCAAAUCAUAUCACAAGUGUAGAGGAGCCAAAGACCUUUUGGGGGCUCUGUGUUUUUGUGUGUUUGUGUGUGUGUUUGUGUGUGUGUUUGUGUGUGUGUUUGUGUGCGCGUGUGUUUGUGUGUGUGUGUGU
Messenger RNA from Alosa sapidissima (American shad), 2137 nucleotides. Its product is annotated as protein FAM126B. Lineage: Eukaryota; Metazoa; Chordata; Actinopteri; Clupeiformes; Clupeidae. Gene Ontology annotation, biological process: protein localization to plasma membrane; phosphatidylinositol phosphate biosynthetic process. Gene Ontology annotation, cellular component: plasma membrane. The record is from RefSeq and is a predicted model, not a curated record. The coding region runs from base 418 to 2028 and encodes 536 amino acids. The transcript is spliced from 12 exons.